Seminavis robusta is the source of this 2560-nucleotide messenger RNA. Lineage: Eukaryota; Bacillariophyta; Bacillariophyceae; Naviculales; Naviculaceae. The record is from the annotation of a GenBank genome assembly.
AAUCCCGAACUGGACUAGAGAGGGAUGUCCACGACUUGCUGUUUCAGUCGUAUACUAGUAGAUCCAAACUAACCAUCAUCCAUCUCUCGAGAGGACCGACCAUGGCCAUCGCUCCGUCGUUUGUCUCUCGCGAUCUAUUCGCCCUUUGCAGCACCCAUGCCCCGCCAAUAUAUACUGAUUAUCAGCUACGAUGGUACUCGGUUCCAUGGAUUCCAACGUCAAUAUGCCAACGUUUCUACUAACACGAGUAAUAAUAGUAGCAACAAGGUGGUGGGGGUCAUGAAAAAGAGACCUCGCGUCGACACUGUCACUGGCGUUCGACCGCCGUUGGUAUUCAACCACAAGACUGUGACGGUACAAGAGUGCCUUGAGAGUGCCAUUCUCCAUUGGAUUGGCAAUAGUUCACCAUUAUUGUGGACGCUUGAAAAAUUGAAUUUGCGAGUGGCGGGACGAACCGACAAGGGAGUUCAUGCCCGCGGACAAGUCGUGGCCGUGCAAUUGCCAGAAGAAGCACUUGUGCCACCAAAAGACAACAACAACCAGCAAGCAUUGUUGGAACCAUGGCAAAUUCAACGCGCCAUUCACGGUCGAUUGCCCAUUGACAUCUCCAUUCAAAGAGUCAUUCCCGUGGAUGGUCCCGAAUUGUUCGAUCCGCGGCAUUCGGCAAAAUCCAAGCAGUACAGUUACACCCUCAAAUAUCAACGAGCAGCAUCCAACAAUACAGAAGUCGCCGUAGGAGCCCAAACCUUUCGGACGGCAUUGGAUGAUGCCGCGCCUUGUGUCUGGCUCUGUCCUUUUGUCCUUCAGGACGACAAAUUGAGAGCCGCUUGUCAGGCAUUGCUUGGGACACAUGAUUAUUCCGUCUUUGUCCAUAAAGAGGCUCGAAGAGACAAGGACAAUACACUCACCAUUACACGAUUCGACAUGGAAAUUCUGAAAGAGUAUGCACCGCCAAGUCUCUAUCUGAUUAAUGACUCCAACAACAACAACAACAACAACAACAAACCCUAUGCCGACAUUGUAUUGGCCAAAUUCUACGUCGAAGGAGAACGAUUUCGACGGACCAUGGUGCGAAAUCUAAUUGGAUUUCUCGUCGAAGUGGGAAGGGGGGCACAAACUCUGGACGAUAUGGACCAAACCAUCUGGACUGGAUCCGACCAAGUGGCAGAUCUGAUUCCUGUGGCACCGGCGUCCGGAUUGUGUUUGGAGUUUGUCAAAUUUUAACACCUAUUGUAACGAAAAGAAAAGAAAAGAAAGAAAUGUCUGCCUGGAUAGAAUAGUAAAGAUUCGAUUCUAAGGUAGCCUCUAUCUAGAAUCCUUGAGGGAUAAGUCCAAGAACGGGGAGGUCUUUCGGGGUAUGUGCUUGUUGCUCCCCAUCUCUGUGCCGUACGGUACGGUAUGCUAAUGUUUCUAUUAAUUAAUGCUAACUACUAAUGGUUUUGCUUGUUGUUUUCACUGUUUUACUGUUAUUGUGUUUACUGUUUCUAUCAUUGUAUAUGUAUGUAACAUCCAAAAGAAUAUUGGUUUCGCCUUUGCCGUCUCAUGCAAUUUGGCUAGUUGGCAUAAUUGGCUCCAAAAUCACUUCCAACACCUCGAGAGAGGACUUUGGUUGGCCGUUCAUAUAGAGCAUGUCGCGUCCAUCGCGGACACACGCGCGAAGGUCUCGGCUUAGUUGUUCCAUUUCAAUACCCCAGCUCAAGCCCUCAAAAGGGUCACGGGGAGCAUUCAUGGGCGGCAGAGGAACCGACAAGGCAGGAGGGAGGGAUGGAACAAUUCGGCUUAUCCAAAGAAGGAGAAGGAGAGACCACAUUUUCCAAGCCCAAACCAUUGGCAGCGGCGUAUUCCAUAAAGGCCAUGGGGCGUUCGGGGCUUACAGCCUGGGCAGCAGGUCGGUCGGAUGGAGGAGCACAGGAGGAAUCGUCGUCGGAAUCCGAAGAGGAGAUUUCGCCAUUGGCACGCAUUUCACCGCGAAGCUUCUUGGCGCCUUCGCGCAAGAGCUGUGCGGUUUUCCUGCGAGCCACUUUGAUGCCGACAUCUUCCCAAAGGCCAGUGGCUUCGUUCUUCUUGAGGAAGCGGCCAGGAGGACUCUGCUUUCUCCAUUCCUUGACCAGCUGGUGGGAAAGAAGGGUCUUCAUGUGGCGAGUGUCAUCAAAGCCGAUGUACUUGCGUUGAUGAGCUCGGACCAUGUUGCGGUAGGUAAUGUUGCGGGAUGGUGGAUGGAAGCACCUCCGCGACCACAGACCACAUCGUUGUCGCCUGGCCUGGUAAUACCUGUCAAGGGCCAGCUGCUGUUGUUGCUAUUAGUCGUGCUCAUGUUGGUGUUGGUGUUGGUGUUGUGGAUGUUGGUGUUCAGGAUCUGAAUAAAUGAGGGUAUGAUUUUAGAUUUAGUCGUUGUUUUUGGUUUUGAGUGUGGGAGAUUAUGAGAAGAGGAUGAUGGGCAGCACCCGAUAGGUGCAGAGCCGCUCGCGCGAACUGGUAACCUUUGGUAUACAACCAACAUACACAUCUGUGGUACUGCAAUUGCGUAGAGAAACGGAAAAGUAAUCCCAUUCACUGUUGA